GCGCGAAAGCUAACGGUCACCAACCCUUUUUCUCUCUCUCUCUGUAGAAGAGAAGAAGAGAAGAAGAGAAGAAGAAGAAGAGAGAGUAUCGGAAUAAAGGAAGAACAACAAAGAAGGUGAUUUGAUGCUGUGUGGAACCUCUGAUGGAAAUUUCUGGGUGUUUUUGGGGUAUUUGGUUUGUUUGAUUUCUGAAAGACAAUCGUGCGCCGAUUGAAGGGGGAAAAAGGGUUUCUUGAGCUUAUAUUGCUCCCAUUGUACUGAUUAUGGCUAUGCAAAGUCAUAUGUUGAAGUUGUUCAUCUUGUGUUUGAGCAUUGCCCUAGUCCCAUGCUCAAGCCAGUUGCAAACCUCACAAGCAUGGUCUCUUCUCGGAAUCCAGCACCUUUUGAACUACCCAUCAGCUCUAAGUAGCUGGAAUAACUUCUCAGAUAUCUGUGAUGCCGAACAGAAUCCUUUUUUUACAGUGGUUUGCUAUGAAGAAAGCAUUACACAAUUGCAUAUUAUCGGUAAUGAGAGCACUCCACCUCUUCCUAAGAACUUUUCCAUUCAUUCGUUUUUCACUACUCUUACUAGACUUCCAGACUUGAAAGUUCUUUCUCUGAGAUCUCUUGGAUUAUGGGGCCAUAUUCCAGCAAAGAUUUCACGCCUAUCGUCUUUGGAGAUUGUUAAUAUGAGUUCAAAUUACUUUUCUGGUGUUAUCCCUAGUGAAGUUUCUUAUUUGAAGAAUCUUCAAACACUGAUCCUUGAUCAUAACAUGUUUAGUGGUCACCUUCCUGAUUGGAUAGGUUCACUUCCUCUGUUGACAGUGCUGAGUGUAAAGAACAAUAAUCUCAGUGGAACUCUACCUGAUUCAAUUAGUAAAUUGGAGUCUCUCAGGGUGCUUGUGCUCUCAUCAAAUAGUUUUUCUGGAAAGGUUCCUGAUCUCAGCUUGCUUACAAACCUUCAAAUGCUUGAUUUGGGUGAGAACCACUUUGUUUCACAAUUUCCUAAUGUCGGGAAGGAGUUGGUUUAUCUUAAGUUGAGGAAGAACAAGUUUACUGGCAGCCUUCCUUCUGAAAUAACCUCUUGUUACCUGCUUCAGUGGUUGGAUGUUUCAUCAAAUAGAUUUGUUGGCCCUUUUCCACCAUCAUUAUUGUCUCUGCCUUACAUCAACUACCUAAAUAUAUCCGGAAACCGAUUCACUGGCAUGCUUUUUCAAAACAUGUCAUGUAGUGAUACACUUGAGUCUGCCGAUCUUUCAGCAAACCUCUUGACUGGGAGCAUGCCUUCAUGUCUUGUAUCAAAUUCUAAUAACAAGAUUGUUAUAUAUUAUGAGAAUUGCUUGACAACUAAAUCUCAAAAUCAGCAUCCAUCCUCGUUUUGCCAGACCCAGGCUUUGGCUGUGGGUAUAGUGCCUCGUAUGCAGAAGAAGAUAGCUGUACUUAAGGCAAUUCGGUUGGUAUGUGUGAUUGGUGGAGUUAUUGUUGGUUCUCUCCUAGUUGGAAUUCUGAUUUUGGCUGCUAUUAAAAGAUUAAAUUCAAGCAGAGCAAGCGAACAACCUCCAAGAAGACUGAUUGAGCAUGCUUCACAUAAUUUUCCAUCAAAAUUGCUGACAGAUGCAAGGUACAUCUCACAAACAAUGAAGCUUGGAACACUUGGCCUUCCAUCAUAUCGGUCAUUUUCCUUGGAGGAGCUUGAGGCGGCUACAAACAACUUCGAAACAUCAGCUUUUAUGGGAGAGGGUUCUUAUGGGCAGAUGUACAAAGGCAGGCUAAAUGACGGUUCUAUGGUGGCAAUUAGAUGCUUGAAACUGAAGAAGGGUCAGAACUACCAGAACUUUAAUCGACAUAUUGAACUUAUCUCAAAGUUGCGCCAUCGACAUUUAGUCAGUGCUCUUGGACACUGCUUUGAGUAUUACCUUGAUGAUUCCACAGUCAGCAGACUAUUUCUCAUUUUUGAAUACAUGCCAAAUGGUACAUUAAGAACCGGCAUUUCAGAAGGAGUUGGAGGACAAAUGCUUACAUGGUCUCAGAGAAUAUCGUCCGCCAUCGGUGUCGCAAGGGGCAUUCAGUUUCUGCAUGCAGGCAUUAUACCUGGCUUGUUUGGGAACAAUUUAAAGAUAACAAACAUACUUUCUAGAUCAGAAUUGUUGCGAAAAAUCAGCAGUUAUAACCUGCCAGUAUUAUCGGAGAGUGUGCGAACAGAUGUUAAAGCGGGAUCGGUAGGUUCUUCAAAUGGACCGAAGGAUGGAAGAACAAAACAUAUGGACAAAAAAGAUGUAUAUGAUUUUGGUGUCAUCUUGCUAGAACUUAUAUCUGGAAGACCAAUGAAAUCUCAACAUGAGACUAACAUCAUAAAAGAUGAGCUACAAGCAAGCAUUUCGACCGAUGGAGAGUCCAAAAGGAAGAGCAAUGUGGAUCCUGUAGUCCGUAGAGCUUGCUGCGAUGAAUCAUUGAAGACUGUCAUGGAAAUAUGCGUCCGAUGCUUGUCGAGGGAGCCAACAGAGAGACCUUCCGUCGAGGAUGUGCUGUGGAAUUUGCAGUUCGCUGCUCAGGUCCAAGAUGCCUGGAGGAAAGAUUCUUCGAGCAGCGAGGGGUCACCAUUCCCAUCGUAUCAACCUCGGAGAUCACUAGCCUGAUAAAGAACAAUUUCAUCGUUAUGUAAGUAUCGAAAGUACAUAUGUCAUUAGAAUUUAUGCAUGUCCUUUUUCCUCCAAAUCUAUAAAUUCCUUGAAUGAUGAUAGCAGUGUGUGUACCACGAAUUGAGCUUAUUUUCUUCAUCUGUUCAGAGGCAAUAUCUGUGUAUGUAAAGAUUGAAUUAUUUAUAAAUACGACGAUAUUGAAUUGAGCUUC
This is a messenger RNA of Dioscorea cayenensis subsp. rotundata (Guinea yam), 2829 nucleotides long. Its product is annotated as probable inactive leucine-rich repeat receptor-like protein kinase At3g03770. Gene Ontology annotation, cellular component: membrane. Gene Ontology annotation, biological process: protein phosphorylation. Gene Ontology annotation, molecular function: protein binding; protein kinase activity; ATP binding. NCBI's taxonomy places the organism in Eukaryota, Viridiplantae, Streptophyta, Magnoliopsida, Dioscoreales, Dioscoreaceae. The record is from RefSeq and is a predicted model, not a curated record.